Oldenlandia corymbosa var. corymbosa is the source of this 843-nucleotide messenger RNA. The record is from the annotation of a GenBank genome assembly. NCBI's taxonomy places the organism in Eukaryota, Viridiplantae, Streptophyta, Magnoliopsida, Gentianales, Rubiaceae.
AUGGAAGAAGUCCUUGUUCAAACUGGAGCUGAAAAGGAUCACAUCCUUCCCGCAAUUAAUGAUGAUCACGGAGGAGUUAUAGUAGAAAUGGUAGAGCUUAUGGACCCCACUACCUUUUCUUCCAGGCUGAGAUCUUCUUUGUUUCACUGGAAACUCCAGGGCAAGAAGGGUGUCUGGAUCAAAUUGCCCAUUGGGCUUGCAAAUCUCAUUGAAACUGCAGUCAAGGAAGGAUUUUGGUAUCACCAUGCUGAGCCUGAUUACCUGAUGCUUGUGAAUUGGAUCCCUAAAACUGAUAGUACCAUCCCUGCAAACGCUUCACAUCGAGUGGGUAUAGGUGCUAUUAUUGUCAAUAACAAGAGAGAGUUGCUUGUUGUCCAGGAAAAGAAUGGCAGGCUGAAGGGAAGAGGCAUAUGGAAGAUUCCUACUGGAGUGGUUGAUCAGGGUGAGGAUAUUUUUGCUGGCGCAAUAAGAGAAGUUAAAGAAGAAACAGGAGUGGACACAGAAUUUGUGGAGUUACUAGCAUUUAGGCAAAUGCACAAUGCGCUCUUUGGGAAGUCAGACUUGCUGUUCUUGUGUAUGCUGCGACCUUUAUCCUUGGAAAUCCAGAAGCAAGACCUUGAAAUAGAGGCAGCCCAGUGGAUGCCUCUGGAAGAAUAUGCAGCUCUACCCUCCACUCAAAAACACAGUCUCUACAAGUAUAUCGGCGACUUGUGUUUGGCAAAGUUAGAUGGAAACUACACUGGAUUUACACCAAGGCCAAUUUCAUCCUACUUCAGCGAUUCGAUAAGCUACCUGUAUUUGAACAAGCAGGAUUUGAACCGCAGGAUCUUCAGCCUCAACUAA